Molecule: messenger RNA, 969 nt
Organism: Monosiga brevicollis MX1
Lineage: Eukaryota; Choanoflagellata; Craspedida; Salpingoecidae
Exons: 7
Coding region: 1-969 (322 amino acids)
Cellular component (GO): plasma membrane; cell wall
Source: RefSeq, a predicted model, not a curated record
AUGAGGUGGCGUUGCGUCACAGGCGGUUUACUUGUGGUCAUGGGCCUGGCAGUGGUCCACGCCGCGCUCGAACAUGACGAGCCCAUCAUCGGCGUCGAUUUGGAUGGCAACCUUUUCAUCAAUACCUCAUCAUCAGCGGAUGGACAUACACGCCGCCUGCUGCUGAAUGGGGUCGACGUGCUUCGAGAGCUCACUGAGCUGCGCCAAAAGUGUGCUGGCAACGUGCCAAGAACAACAACGACGGCGCCCAGCACCGUAGCCGCUUCUACAGCCAUGCCUGUGAGCUACACAGGCACGGUCGGCUGUCAGCUCGAGAGUGUGCCCUCAAAUGUGACGCAUCUCUUCGGCAACGUCAGCCUGAGUUUCUGUCCACUCCUGACGGCAGAGAGUCUGAAAGUUUUUAACGAGCUCGUUUACGUCAGCGGAGACUUGAAAAUAGAACUCAAUACGAACCUGACAAACGUGGACGGACUUGGAAGUAUCACUAGCGUCGGCGACUCCUUUUUCAUUAACUCCAAUGAUGCCCUGAUCAAUGUGGCUGGGGUUGGAAAUAUCACAAGCGUAGGAGGCGACGUGGACAUAAGAUACAAUGAAGCCCUGGUCAAUGUGGAUGGCCUGGGAAGCAUCACCAGCGUCGGCGGCUACUUAUCUAUCUUUUCCAACCCCGUCCUAGACAACGUGGAUGGUCUUCGAAGCAUCACCGACGUGGGUGGCUAUUUGUCCAUCAGAGCUAAUGCCGCCCUGACCAACGUGGAUGGACUUGGAAGCAUCACAAUCGUCAGGGGCUACUUGGGCAUCUACGGCAAUGACGCUUUAACCAAUGUGGACGGUCUUGGCAAUAUCACCAGCGUCGAGGGAACCUUGCACAUUUGCUCAAAUUCUCAACUUGACACAUCAACAGUCCCAGAAUCGGUUCGAUCGCUGGGUACUUGCCAAGUCAUCACCAGCGAGAACUGCAUGACUUGUUAA